AUGAGCACCCAUUUUGCCAGAAGCAUUCACGCUGUGCUCGGCGUGGCCCGCGAUGCUCCUCUUGAGAUCAAGCGGUCCUAUCGACGAAACGUCCUCGAACUGUACCCCGACAAGAAUCCGGGCGACGCAGUUGCUGCAACCGUGCGGUUCCAGCAGCUGCAGGCGGCGUACGAGUCGCUCUGCCGCCAGGAGGAGGCCGGCGGGGAACCACAGGAAAGGCAGGAAAGGAAGGAGGGGGAGAGGAAGCGAAAGAAGCAAAGGAAGGAAAAGGCAUGGAAGGAAGAGGAUGGAAGCCAGCGGCAGCGUAGAGAAGAGGACCGGUGGCGGGAAAAGGACGAUGAACUGCGGGGAACAGGCGUCCUCUUGGUUGUAUGCAAGGGAUUACACUUGGGGAUUUACCGGGAUGAGAACUCGGGGAUUUACUGGGAUUUACUCUCCACGCCUCCCGAGACACGUCUGACGUGUAGGCGUGACUGCCGUGAAGUGGCUUUGGAGACGCUGCUGGGCCCCUACAGCCUAUGA
Messenger RNA from Scylla paramamosain (green mud crab), 522 nucleotides. Its product is annotated as dnaJ homolog subfamily C member 17-like. The coding region runs from base 1 to 522 and encodes 173 amino acids. NCBI's taxonomy places the organism in Eukaryota, Metazoa, Arthropoda, Malacostraca, Decapoda, Portunidae. The record is from RefSeq and is a predicted model, not a curated record. The transcript is spliced from 2 exons.